UUAUCAUGAAACUCAACACCUAAGAAUUUUUAAUAUUAAGAGAUAAUUUUUAAGAUUAGUUAAAUAAGUGACCAUCUCUGAAUAUGUUAAUGGUUCUCAAUAUCUUUUUAUGUAGUAACUAAAUACAAAAUUGUUCAUAUUGAAAUUUACUACAUAUUUCAUAUUUUUAUAACAAAUAAUUAUUUACAAAAUAAUAAAUACCAAAAAGUUUAAUAUUGAAAAUAAAUUAUGGCUUCAAAACUUAAAGAAUUGCUGUAUCAUUUUAUUGGUUAUCAAAAUUUACAGAUUUAAGUAUUCAAAAUUAUUACACAUUUAUAAAAUUAUAUAUUUAUAUGAAAUAAAUGUUAUUUACCUAUACUUCAAAAAAAAAUUCAAAAUCAAGCAGACUAUAUAUAAGAAAAUAUAUAAUAUACAUAAGAUAAUAGAAUUUUUAUUUUAUUUUAUUAAAUGUAGAGUAUUUCAAAUUUUAAGAAAGAUUUAAACAUAGUUACGAAAAGAUUAAUAGAGACAUUUAAUAUGUUAAUAUAAAUUAAUAGUGACAUUUCAAACAAAAAAUAUAUCGAAACAAAUAAAUGAUAUAAUAUAAAAAAAAAACUUAAUUUUUUUUUUAAAUCUAAGGUUUAAUGUUUAUAGAACCGCGCGUAGCGCGGUAAAAUCGCUAGUGAAAGUAAAUUUUAAAUAGUCUUUGACAAAAAAAAAAGAAGCUAAGAUAUACUAUAUCAUAAGGAUACGUAUGAUGAGGGUUGAUGUGCUUAAAAGCUCUACAUUCACCUACUUUUCUAAUACGCUUGAUUUAUUUUGGAGUUUCGUUUUAUCAAAAAUUUGAAGGGUACUCACAAAGUCACAAUGAUGCAAAUAUUAAUCUUCAAACUAGCUAUAUAUAUAAGAGAAAAAGACCAAAAUAGCAUUAAAUCAAGUUUUUGUUCCCAAACUAACACUCAAGACCAAAAGUCACAAAAAUAGCACUCAAGAGGUGGGGUUUAGGGUUUAGAAUUUAGGGUUUAGGAUUUAGAGUUUAGGUUUUAGGAUUUAGAGUUGAAAAGUGAGGUUUUGGGGAUAAGAUUUCAAAUUUUAAAAAAUAAAAAAAUUUAAAUUUUUCAAAAGAUAAAAUACUAUUUUGGUCAUUUUAGUUUUUGAGUACUAUUUUUGUGAUAUAAACUUAAAAAGGUGCUAUUUUGGAGAUUUGCCCUAUAUAUAAUCUACAAUGCCUUUUAUAAAACAAAUCUAUUAAUAUAGUACCAAAUUAAGCAGCAAUUCUUCACGAUAUACUAUACUAUAUACAUAUUAAAAUCUCUGAACAUAAAGUCAAACUCAAUCACCUUAAUAACAUCCACAUGAAGUCAAAAAAACCACUUAUCAAAACGAGCUUCAAUCAUACAGCCAGAACGACCAGACCAAAAGAUAUCUAGAGAUUUUAUAGAGUUAUUGCACAAUUCUAAACAUUGAAAUUCUGGGGGUGAUUGGUAGUUGCUGUAGGUGCUGUCCACAGCCCUAUUUAUUUAUACAACACCAAAUUCAGAGCAAUCAUGAUUUAAUUUUUUUUUUGAAACCACAGCUCUUGAAAUAAUCUACAGCUGUACAAGUGCUCUGCAGAGCCAAAUAUCUAAAGCAAUUUUUUAGUGCUUUCUAUAAAAUUCUACAGCAAUAAAAUCUAAAGCUACAGUAAAAAUUCUACAGAUUUUUUUUUACAGCAAAAAUUCUACAGCUACAGCUAUUACCAAUAGGACCCGGUCCAUUUACAUUAUCGAUGUUCCCAAAUGUAAUAAGAUUUCAAGUACGAGCCGUAUAAAAAGAUCGAUAAUUCUACAUUCAAAUUCUCCUUUUUGAACAAAUAUUAAUUUUCCUCAAAAUUGAGCAGGAUGUUUACGGAUAUGUUCUCUACCCAUCCAGCCAUGCAUGACCCAUCCGUAACUCGAAUCAUCGCUUGCUUCGUCAGAAGAAAACACCGACAUUAUAUUAUCUAGCUAAAAAUCUAUUGGGUUUGGAAGUCGAAAGCAGCACGAAGUUCAUCGAACCUUCUUCUUUUCAUAUUAUUUAUUUCAAAUAUCACACAAGAACAAGUGAAAUCCAAGAUCCGACCUUGUACGUCGAGCCUCUGUUUUUGUUACGUUAUAAUAAUGCGUUUGAUGCUUAAUUUAAUCAUCACAAGAAGACAAAAGUUUCUCAAAAUUUUGUGAACUGCAGCUGCAAAAGACAACUUGUGUUCACUAUAUGGGAGACCAUGGGAGAGGCACACUCUCAUAUAUACAUUAAUUUAUGCACAAGCAGACGGCAUAUAAGAUAGAGUUACUAAACUAUAGCUAUCUUUUACUUCAUAGCUAUCUAUUACGUACAUUCACAAUUUUAAGAGAUAUAGGAGGUCAUAAUUAACUGAGAUGAUGAAUAAACUUGAUAAGUGUACAACAAGAAAUGUAUACGGUUAUCAUAGUAUUUUUUUUGUUUGUUUUUUGUAAUUCAAGAAUGAGUUUUCUUGGUUGUUGGAAUGAGGAUUGAUAGUAGCAACGUGUGUUAAUGUGUCGGAAACCCAGUUGCGUGGAAACUCAGAUUAGUAAUUACAGUGUGCAUUAGCCGAUAAACAGCUAUCAUUAUCACAUGGGUGUUUUGAGGUGUGUCUAUCUACCCAUAUUAUAUAACUGUUAAUCACUCAGACUCCAGUUUAUCUGAUUUAACUUAUAAGUUAUAAAUAAUUUAAACGCUCUAAACAAAUAAUAUAUGUGUGACCUUUAGAGACUUUGGAUAGCCAUCAAAGUAUUAAGUACCCCAUUUAUCCCCAUUUCUAUUCGAAUCACAAAACAACUGAGAUUGGGAAAUUUCUUAGAAGUUGCAUGAUAAUCUUUUCUUGAAAAUGCAUGUGCAUGAAAUUAAAACGUUCAUGUGCUUAAAACAUCCCUUUACGUUAAUCUAGGGUUUAAUCUUCCAGCUAUUAACUAGACGUAGUAUUGUUUUUCGUUAUAAUAAAUGGCUCUUCUUAUGUAUCAAGAGACUAUAAAUAUUAAUCCAUUAACUUGACCCCUAAAAAUGGAUUUAAGUUUUUAUUGAAGAUAACUUAAAUCAAUUAAGAAUCUAAUCUUAGAUCUCUAGCCUCCAAAAGACAACACUUCCGUCCCUUUGUGUAUGUGUGACAUCAUAGACAAUUAUAAAGUAUUAUCUUUCCCUAUAUUUUUUUAUAAAAAAGGACGUACAUGAAUCUAACAUGUAUCAUAUAUAUACAGGCAAAUGUACUAAUAGAGAUUGCAACAAAUACAGUAGAACACCAAACAAAGAUAGAUCAACAAAGAGUGAAGAUAAAAAUGGAGUGCUCCAACAUGAAGCAACAUCACCAGUACGGUGCAUAUGCAGAGCCAAGAAUCUCGUUUUCCAGCGGUUUCGCAGCUACUAAGAACGACAUGGUCAAGUGCAAGGAGGCACCAGUGUCGUCAGAUGAUUUUGAGUUCGGUGUCAACAACUUCUCCAUGACCACAGCAGAUGAAAUCUUCUUUGAUGGCAUGAUCUUACCUCUCAAGGAAGAAGUCAACACGACGAAGAGAAUGUCAACUUUGAGGGAGGAACUCAGCGAAGAAGAUAGUGAUUCACCGAGAAGCAAAUCAAAGGGGUCCAGUGGUUGGUGGAGAGAGAGAUUAGGGUUAGGAUUCGUGAAGUCCAAGAAAGAUCAUAAGAGAAGUUCUUUUUAUCACCAUUAAUUAGAAGCAAUUCUACAACUACACAAUGACCUUCUUUUGAUAUUUUUUUGUGUUCUGUUUUUGAGUUUCUUCUCUUCGUAGGGACUUAAUGUAUUUGCUAAUAUGGUCUGUAAUGUGUUUAAGUGUUUUCUCUGUUUUUUUUCUUCUCAUUUCUUCACUGUUCCUCACCGAUGUAAAAAUUGUUUGCGGUUGAAGAAUAUCCAUUUCUAUGUGUU
Brassica rapa (field mustard) is the source of this 3895-nucleotide messenger RNA. RefSeq lists its product as uncharacterized. The record is from RefSeq and is a predicted model, not a curated record. NCBI's taxonomy places the organism in Eukaryota, Viridiplantae, Streptophyta, Magnoliopsida, Brassicales, Brassicaceae.